CCGAGAAUAAGUUGGAUCGGUGGACUUUAGGAACAAUUACGAGAAGGUAAGACAGUUGGUACGAUCGAACUUCCGAGGAGGCGCAAGAAGAGUGAAAUAGUGGAGGACGAAUGGAAAAUCGCGGCAAGGCACAUGAAUCUAAGCACGGUAAGCGGAAUUUCAUUUCCACGUUCGCGACAACAAUGCUACACGACUAUUACCUACGAUGCGCGCAACUUAUUACGGGUCCAUGCAAACGACUAUAGGACGUAGAUUAUCGAGAUUAAACGAGCUAUGACUGGCAUCGUUAGACGAAGAAAAGAAAAGGUAGUGGAUCGACAAAAUAAUUAAUCGCAGCGAUCGGCAUGGUGUUGGCGGUUCUAGUAGAAACGAAGCGAGCGAAGAGGAGCCGGUUGCACGUCAAGUAUGCGCGGAAUGAAAACUGUCAGUGGCCUGACACGGCGGACUGGUUGGGGGCGACAGCUUGCUAAAUGCACAACCACCCCGGCUGACUCUAGUCAACGUCUGCAUACCAUCUACCUGCCUCUGCUUCUACCGUCACCGCCUCCGCCUCCGCCUCCACCACCGCCGCCACCGCCGCCGCUACUGCUGCUGCCAUCGCUCGAAAAAUACGUGAUAUUGACGUACCGCGACCGAUACAUAGUCCAUUAACCUCUCGCCAACGGCGGAAAGGUACAACGAACUGCCGAAAACCACUUUAACUGCUUACCGCGAGACCGCAGAAGCAAUGAUUCAACUUGUCGAUAUCGA
Molecule: messenger RNA, 750 nt
Organism: Bombus pyrosoma
Lineage: Eukaryota; Metazoa; Arthropoda; Insecta; Hymenoptera; Apidae
Product: leucine-rich repeat extensin-like protein 6
Exons: 3
Coding region: 406-651 (81 amino acids)
Source: RefSeq, a predicted model, not a curated record